Pteropus alecto (black flying fox) is the source of this 2216-nucleotide messenger RNA. It is a transcript of the gene MPG, whose product is annotated as N-methylpurine DNA glycosylase. The transcript has 5 exons. The coding region runs from base 110 to 1048 and encodes 312 amino acids. Lineage: Eukaryota; Metazoa; Chordata; Mammalia; Chiroptera; Pteropodidae. The record is from RefSeq and is a predicted model, not a curated record. Gene Ontology annotation, molecular function: alkylbase DNA N-glycosylase activity; DNA binding. Gene Ontology annotation, biological process: base-excision repair.
CAGGCGCUGGCCACACCCCCGGGCCGGGGCGGUGCUUCCGGGGUCGACUCCAGGGUGGUCUUCACACCCUGCUGGUCCCUGCCAAAAUUAGUGCUGGCGAAGCCGCGGGAUGCCCUUGCGCAGCGGGACCCAGCUUUCCCGCAAAGUGUUACAAAAAAAGCAGCAGCCAUUGGAGGCAGAGCGAUAUCAGCGCCUACCAGAUGGAGCCCACACACCUUCCCCCAAGGAGCCCCACCUGGGGCCACCUAAGACCCUGGUCCCCCAGCUCAGCAUCUAUUUCUCAAGUGCCAAAAGCCACCCUGCUCGACUGGGAUCAGACUUUUUCGACCAGCCUGCAGUCUCCCUGGCCCAGGCAUUUCUGGGACAGGUCUUGGUCCGUCGACUUGAUGAUGGCACAGAGCUCCGUGGCCGCAUUGUGGAGACCGAGGCAUACUUGGGGCCAGAGGAUGAAGCUGCCCACUCGAGGGGUGGCCGGCAGACCCCCCGCAACCGUGGCAUGUUCAUGAAGCCAGGGACCCUGUACGUGUACUUCAUCUAUGGCAUGUACUUCUGCAUGAAUGUCUCCAGCCAAGCAUCCUUGGAGAACAUCGCACUGCCCUGCUCGCCUGCACUCUCAGGCAUCAGGAUGGGCCACAGACAGACCAGAUGCAGAAAUCCCUCCCAGACCCAUGAGGGGAGGCCAGGUCUGAGAACACAGCACUGCAGCACUUCAUGGAGAGAACAGCACUGGGUAUUCCUGAUUCUGCGUCAUCCCAGGUGUUUUAAAAUCAUAUGGCGACAUUCACAUCUGAUGGCCUCCACUGUGCCAUCUGCUGUAGGAAGCAGGAGUCCCAGCAUUGGUGAGAUCCAUCACCAGGGCUGGGCCCCGGGGAGCUUCCGUGCAACCAUACCAGCAGUGGGUGUGCAAGUAAUCAACAGUUUCCCCAAAACGAGGCCAGGGCAGAGAAGCAAAAGGUCAAAGCUUUGUCUUUGUCCAAGGAAACUGACAGCAAGGGUGAGGCACAACGUCCAGAAGGACUCCAUGUCGGGGAGCCUCAGAGGACAGUGAGAGGCCGGCCCCUUUCAAAACUUGAAAUGGGAGCUGCAGAGACUUACAGGUAUCUGCCACUUAGCCGGUACGGGUCAGAACACAAACUCUGCAGUGCAUACAGAAUGGGGAGCACAUUCACGGUUCUGUCUUGUGGAUGCUAUAAAGGCAAGUAGGAUGUGGUCCUCACUGGAUCCCAUCCAGUCCAGGAGCCUGUAUGAAACUCCAAGGCAAAAUCCAAUAAAUGUUUUCACAGGCGUGGACAAAAGUCUUGGGGUACAGAUGAGGGAAAGACUUCUUCUGGAUGACAGAAUACAAAAAGACUGCUUUGGGUCAGGCCUUGUUGGACAAACUUCCCUGAUGCCUCUCAGGGGCCCAAGCACGCCAGCCUCUCGCCGGUGCUCCCCUUCCUCAGCCCAGCCUGAGAAAGCUACUGCCUACUGGCCUUUGCAGGAAGCACAGGCCCCUGAGCCAGGCCCUGGUGCCCCCUGGUGGCCACAUGGUGCCCACUGUCACCAGAACCUGGGUUCCACUCUCAGGACGUCAUUUGGAAGGCACCCCUGCAAUGCUUCCCUGUGCUCUUCCACGCCCCCAGCUCCUACACAGGCUCCGAUGAGGAGAUCCACAGCCGGGGCUGAAAGGCCCUCCAUCCAGUCAGAAAGGGCAGCCCACAAGCACAUGGCUCAGCCAGGGGCUGGCAUCUUGCGCAGCACACACGUUCACACGCGGGGGUGAAGGCCACUAUGUUAGGUCCUGGCUCUGCACGUGGGCAGGCCCACGUCCAAGUGUCCUGCCCUCACUUCCCACACUGGCGAAGUGGGGAUGUGGUACUGCUUUCUAACAUGGCCACAUGCUAUGUGCCCCUGCUUCAGCCCUGCAAGCCACUCCACCCUGACAUCCCAUCCUCCCAGCACCAGAGGGCCUCACUCCUCUCUGCUACAACCUCACCACCCUCGACAUAUAGGAGGAAGUCAGCCCCGAGGCUAGUUCACAAGCCAGCCCUGAAUCUAGGUCUCAGAUUCCAGAACCUUCAACCAACCCCAGAAUUACCUGUCACCAGUUCUCAGCUGAACAGAGGUGGUACGCUUUCCUGACCCCCUGGUGCCUCCCAUCUUCAACCACGGUGACCUGCUUUAAUGUGCCCAGCUCCUCCUCUCACCCAUUCUUCCCCAUCCAGGGUGUCUCCCCA